UAGCAACUAAUUUAAAUGUGUUUCUAAAAUGUGUGUUAUUAAUCAAACUCCAUGUACAGUAUGUUCACUGUCCUCGUGCUCUGAUCUAGUCUUUAAUCUAUUUGCUUCUUUAUCUGGGUUUGGAUCAUGUGGGAUUUGCCUAUGUAUGUCCACUUGACAUUUUCUAAUAGCUCUUUGGCAGGUAGAGCGAGAAGACAAGUCAUUAAUAGCUCUCUGGGACACUAAUCCAGUUCCCUGAAUGGGAAAAACAGAACCUCUCUGUGUUAUUUCAGGGAUUUGUUUUAUGUAACAGAUUAGUCUCCAGAUCCGCUGUGAAGAGUUGUGUUGUUAGUGUUGCUGGUGACAGCAAAGCUUAAUCCUCUGACCUGCCUGGGACAGCGAUCGUGCAGAUCUGUGCUUUUCAUCUCUCUUUUGUCACACCUUCAGGAAGGUCCAGCAACUUGCCCAUCAGCAUCUGCACUUGGAGAGAAGAGAAAAGAGAGAAAGCAUGCCAUGUCUGCACACGGAGUCCCUGUCCUCUUUGCCUACUGAAGGCAGGUAUGGAGUCACCUCAGCCCGCAGGGGGUCUCAAGGAUCCAGGUCCAAAUCUGGUAAAAAAGGGAAGAAUGGAGAGAAGGAUGCUCAUGUGGAGAGGAAUGACAGUGAGAAAGAACAGAGUGUCAUAGUCAGUGCUGGAUGGUUCUUCUCCCCGCUCUGGAACCAUGGUGCCAAAACCCAGAGACUGGGAUUCAGGAUGGGUCAGGAAAGCGAGAGAGUGAAGGCAUGGCUGGAUGAUCAUUCAGAUUCUGCCAGGUCUUACUUUAGCAGAUCUUCAAGAUAUUGGGUGAAUGGCUGUGUAGAAAGAGCCCAAGCUGCCCAAACCCUCAUAACUGAGCCAAGGUCUAGGAUGACUUUUCUUGGCAGACGCAGGUUGCCCCACCGUAAGUCUGGGCCCUCUCGAGGGAUUCUGCACCCUGGCACAAUGAAAAGAGCACACUCCUUUUCCGUCCAGCAGACUGAUAAUCCUGAGAGUUUGGACCCCGGCGGGCGGCGUUCUAUUCAAUCAUUGCAGUCUACAGACUUUCCAUUUUCACCUCGUGUGUCAAGGUCAACAUAUUUGCCACAUUCUUUGAGAUCCUCAAGACCAACGGGACAGUGUAGAAGAGGCAAGUCCUGUAACUUCAUGGUGCGGCUCGUUGGUGGUCCGAACAGACCUCUACAGAACAAAAAUAUCUGUCUUCAGGUCCUACAACAUCUUUGUGAAAUCACUCAUGCUCAGAGCUGCUGUUUCUCAAUGAUGACCCUGGACAGAACAGGUGUGAAGUGUUUGGGUCCUGUCUUCCAAUCAAAUGAGGAGUCUGUCUACGACUACAGACAGUCAGAGUGGGACAAGUGCAUUAUGGGAUAUGUGGUCAGCACUGGGAAGCCUCUUAACAUCAGGGAUGCCCGUGAGGAUCCAAGAUUUCAGAUUGAACUGUGUGAGACAGGAGAAGACAGACCCAAGAGUAUUCUCAGUGUUCCCAUCCUCAACCACAAAAAGGAGGUUAUAGGUGUCAUCAUGGCUGUGAACAAAAUCAGGCGAGGCACAUGCGUAGACAGCUGUUUCUCCAAGCAAGAUGAGAAAGUGCUGUCGUCACAUAUGGUGUUGUUCGGACUGAUCCUGGAAAACAGCCAGCUGUGUGAGAGAUCUGAACAAGAGAGCAAACGCAACCAGGUUCUGCUGGAGUUGGCCCAGCUGGUGUCACAUGACUACCCCUCUUUGGAUGACAUGCUCAGCAAACUGGCUGCUGUCAUCCUGCCAGUGACAAAAGCACAAUUCUGUACUGUUUUCAUCUCAGAUGACAGCUCUAUGGGGCCUUUCUCAAGGAUGGUCCAUAUAGAAGAAACCAAUUCCUCUGUCCAAUGUUCCACAAGGGAUUGUGACACCAGUGACAUCAGCUACAUGUACGCUGUUCAUGUGCGAAACUCAAUGGAGACGCUGAACUUUGUCAACAGGCCUGGCCAGAUUUCCAAGGUCCCUCAGAUCGGAAGUUUGAUCGGCACACCUCUGAGAGGCAAACAGAGAGGUGUGUGCCAGCUAGUCAAUAAAAGAAAUGUGGCCCUUGCUGAGACAGAAGCUUUUAGCCGAGCUGAUGAGCUCCUCCUGGAGGACUUUGCGGUGUACUGUGCUCUAGGAUUGCAGAACUUCAACAUGCAACAGAAGGCAGAUAAAACCAGAGCCAGGCUGGCUGUUACUAAAGAGGUCUUAUCUUAUCAAAUCUCUGUUUCACAAGAGGAGAUUCAUGACUUGGAGGAGUCCGUUAUCCCGUCAGCAGAUGUGCUCUGUCUACUGGAUUUUGGCUUCAGUGAUUUUAAUAUGUCCCAGACUGCCAUGGCUCAGGCCGUUGUGCGCAUGUUCCUGGAACUUAAUUUGCUCCAGGAUUUCAACAUUGCUUUCAAGACCCUGUGUCAAUGGGUUUUGAGCACAAGGAAGUGUUACAGGAACAAUGUGGUCUAUCAUAACUGGAGUCAUGCAUUACAUACUGCUCAGUGUAUGUUUGCCAUGCUGCAGACAAAGGAGCUAAAGAGUCAUUUUAGCAGUCUGGAGGUUCUUGCUCUCAUGAUUGCCAGUCUGAGCCAUGAUCUGGACCAUAGAGGCGUGAAUAACUCUUACAUAGAGAGGAGUAACCAGCCUCUGGCACAGCUGUAUGGUCACUCAUCCCUAGAGCAUCAUCAUAAUGACAUGUGCCUUCUCAUUCUCAACAACCCUGGCAGUCAGAUUCUGAGCUCGCUCUCAUUGAAGGAAUACAAGGCCUGUGUGCAGAUGAUCGAGAAGAACAUUCUGGCAACAGACCUUGCUAUUUAUAUAGAGAAGAGAACAAAGUUCUUUAAACUAGCUCAGAAUAACAGCUGUCUUUGGAAGGAUGAAGGACACAGAGAACUGCUGAGGUCAAUGCUAAUGACAGCAAGUGACAUAUGUGCAAUAACCAAACCAUGGCCAGUUCAGAAGCGGAUUGCUGAACUCGUAGCAACAGAAUUUUAUGCUCAAGGAGACAGAGAAAAGUGUGAAUUCAACAUUCAGCCAAUUGAUGUGAUGGACCGUGAAAACUCCUCUCGGUUGCCUCACAUGCAGGUUGACUAUAUCGACGGGAUUUGCUCUCCGCUUUAUGAGGCCCUGGCCAGCAUUUGUGAGUCCUGUUCUCCUCUGAAAGAAGGUUGUAGAAGGAACAAAACACUCUGGCAACAGCUGGUAGACAGCAGAAAGGAAGAAAAGUCUUGAAAAUCAAAAGACAAAAUGGAGAAAGCGAAGAAGCAAGUUUAACUCUUUUGGGGGGCCAAUCAUAAAGUGAGGCCACUCAAGGUCGUAUCUGAUAUUCAGAUUAUUAUUAUUAUAUAUGAUGACAUUAAAAUCAUUAACCAUUUCUUAUGUAGAUUAUUAACACUAUCCAUCUAGUCAACACUAAAACAAAGCAAAAAGGAAAAAACAACUAACUUGUGUAAUAAUGUGAAAGAGAUGGACUGAAAUAAAUUGACGUAGGUAUAAUUUGUCACAACCACUUACAGCCAUCUAUACCUGCCAUUCUUGAUCUUCAAAUAAACCGCAGACGUUUUGUGAAAUAUCAUGUACACAAGACUAAUUCCUGGUUGGCUAUGUCAUACUAAUGAAUCAUUACUAAAUCAUUCAUGUAACAUAUUUAUUUUAACAUAUUUUUUUACAAAAAUACAUAUGUCUUUAAAUAUGAGUUGUUUUAGACAAGAAAGCACAACUUGAUUCUUGAUUCUACUUAAUAAUGUUUGUUCAUUCCUCAAAAAAGGAUUACUUAAUUUUAAUUAAAUUCAUAUGCUUGUAAAGCUGAAGAGAUAAAAACAUUGUUUAUGAAGUGA
This is a messenger RNA of Pimephales promelas (fathead minnow), 3843 nucleotides long. It is a transcript of the gene pde5aa, whose product is annotated as phosphodiesterase 5A, cGMP-specific, a. Lineage: Eukaryota; Metazoa; Chordata; Actinopteri; Cypriniformes; Leuciscidae. Gene Ontology annotation, molecular function: protein binding; 3',5'-cyclic-nucleotide phosphodiesterase activity. Gene Ontology annotation, biological process: signal transduction. The record is from RefSeq and is a predicted model, not a curated record.